UAACAUAUUAUCGAGCUAAAAAUAAAUAAAGUGGGUUCUUUAUUCUGACUCUUUCAGUUAUAGCUAUGAAAUCUUGUCGCAGAAACAGCUUUUACUCUUCUUCUUCUUCUUCUUCCACCGUCACCUGCUUUAUGGAAAAUGACCAAUCUACCCCGGAGAUCAUCCAAAUUCCCAUUCAGUCCCCGCCGGAAAAUGAACUCCCAAACCUCUCAGCUCCGACCGGUACGGCUGCUGUUAAAAUACAGUCAGCUUAUAGGUCUUACAUAGUUCGUACCCUUGUAAAGAAGAUUUCAGCCGUCAAUUCUGAAGCAAACUAUUUACAACGUCUUAUCCAACGACAGCAGGAUACAGUUGAUGCCGUAAGGUCCAGUGAGCGAGAGAGAAUCAGGAUGAAUGAGGCGCUAAUGGGUCUGCUAUUAAGAUUAGACUCAGUGCCAGGAGUUGAUUCAACAGUCAGGGAGCUGAGGCGACACGUGAGCCGCCGGAUCGUGGGGUUGCAAGAGAUAUUAGAUGCUGUUUCCGACACUAAGAUUCAAAACUGGGAUGGAUUUUUGAUGGACUGGGAUGAUGUUGUAGAGAGGAUGGAAAUUGAGGUUUGCAAAGAAAGAGGUGAUAACGAAUUGGAGACGUUCUGCGCUGAGCAUUUGGGUUUUCGGUGCCUACAAAGGUUUCUACGCGACCAAUAAUGAUACCAAUCCUCACAAAUGUAAUAUCAUCUUUCCUUUCUUGUUAAUACGUUAUAUAUACCUAUACAUGUAUCUGACUUGUAAUCCUGUUGUAUAAUGCAUAUGAGAGUUCUCUUUCCUUC
Nicotiana tabacum (common tobacco) is the source of this 808-nucleotide messenger RNA. The record is from RefSeq and is a predicted model, not a curated record. Lineage: Eukaryota; Viridiplantae; Streptophyta; Magnoliopsida; Solanales; Solanaceae.